AUGGCUAUGAGUCCGAAGAAGGGUCAUUCUCGACGUGAGGAUGCCCAAAAAGAAAAACGCCGUCAGCGACGUUUGGCAAGUGGCUAUAUUCCGACCGCUUAUAGGGAACAGGACUCUGAGCGUAGAAAACAUAAACGCAUUGACGAAGUCAAGCAGCUACAGUCCAAUUACGUAAAGCUAUUUCAAGAACUCGGAAUCGGGACUAGAGAUCAUGAUUGUCCUCAGUUUACGUCGGGAAUUUUUCUUCUUGUGCUUGCACUUGCCCAGGAAGUGCUCUUUGAUAUUAACCUAGCUCAGUUCGAUCUCCGAAGAGGGCAGAUUACCGAAAUCUCACUGCGCUGGAAAGACGAUGCCUUGAACAAGCCCGUUUUCCCGAAUAUUACUGCUAAGGAUGGACCGCAGGACCUGCCUCUUAACAUAGAGAGGUUUUACCAAUUUUUUCGUGCGGCUCUUAUGAUUGCCGUUUACCCGGAGGACACUUCAAUCCAUAAUAUACGCUUGAACCUGGGGAAAGUAAUCGAAGCCAGACACGGCUCUGCGCCUGUUUCACAGAUCUAUGCGCACAAAACCGACAAGACAUACCCCGAAUACUAUCAAGCACACUGUUCGUCGAUUGAUACGGUAGGAGACGUUCUUAAUAAAAAGAAAGAUACUUCCCAUAUAGAUUACUUCCAAGGCCAUCGUCAAUUUCGGGAAUUAGGACUACCCGUUUCCCUACCUGCCGAAGUCGAGGAGGCGAUCUUAGCAUCUCCCGAAUUAGUGGCAAUAAGGUCUCGCACCCAAGAGUUCAUUGAGAAAGGAGAUUCCGAAGCCGUUGAAUAUGAACGGCUACAUUAUAAGAAGGAGCUUGUGCACCUUCGUAUCUCCAAACUGCAUGACUAUCAAGCUCAUUGGGUCCGGGAAAGGCGAGAUAGACGCAUCGUGAAUAGUGGGAAGGAAGACUCUGACAAUUUGAAAAGCACCGCGUGUACAGAUGCUCUGACUCAGCUUAAAUCGAUGGAGGCUUCCGCAUCUGUGCCUUGGAUCCUUGGUUCGGAAUGCGACGCCAGAGCGACGUGCUUGGACGAAAGACUUCUGCUAGACACGAUGCGGGAGAUUUGCUUGCCUGGAGUAGAGUCAAAUUACGUCACAGUCCCAUGUCUAAGGACCAAUGGACCGUACCAAAAUUAA
Aspergillus affinis is the source of this 1170-nucleotide messenger RNA. RefSeq lists its product as uncharacterized. The transcript has 3 exons. NCBI's taxonomy places the organism in Eukaryota, Fungi, Ascomycota, Eurotiomycetes, Eurotiales, Aspergillaceae. The record is from RefSeq and is a predicted model, not a curated record. The coding region runs from base 1 to 1170 and encodes 389 amino acids.